Messenger RNA from Diaporthe amygdali, 1137 nucleotides. RefSeq lists its product as uncharacterized. Gene Ontology annotation, cellular component: nucleus; protein-DNA complex. Gene Ontology annotation, biological process: DNA alkylation repair; base-excision repair; base-excision repair, AP site formation. The transcript is spliced from 2 exons. The record is from RefSeq and is a predicted model, not a curated record. Lineage: Eukaryota; Fungi; Ascomycota; Sordariomycetes; Diaporthales; Diaporthaceae. Gene Ontology annotation, molecular function: DNA-3-methyladenine glycosylase activity; DNA-7-methylguanine glycosylase activity; alkylated DNA binding. The coding region runs from base 1 to 1137 and encodes 378 amino acids.
AUGGCGGGUCGACGAUCUGCACGCCUGAGUGCCCAAGCCCAGACCCAGGGCAGGGACGAGGAUGCGCCGGCCGCAGUGAUGCCGCCUCCUUCUGCCCCAGCAGUCAAGUCACGCAAGAGAAAGGCGCCGUCCUCUUCCGCCGCCGAGCGUGAGGUGCCAGCUGAGGCUCCAGCUACACCCAAGAGACGAGCGAAGAAAUCGGCGGUUCCUUCGCUGCCAUCCACGCCAACAGCAACUCCGAGCGCUGUCCGUCUCAUCGCAGAGCCGGCUGCUACUCCCACCUCAUCGCAGGGACUAUCGUCGUCCGUGACGCCUAAGCCAAAGUCUCGGGCUGUAGCGCGACUCGCAGACCCAAACUCGACCAACGCGCCGCUGCUCUCGCCAGAGACAUCCAGGGUCAUCUCGCACAAGCCAACGACCACGGCGAACAUGCUUGAGGAGGCAUGUUCGCAUCUCAUCAAGGUCGAACCCCGCAUUGAGCCCCUUAUCACAGCUCAUCAUUGCCGCAUCUUCUCCCCCGCCGGCCUCGCCGAGAAGAUAGACCCUUUCGAGUCCCUCGCCUCGGGGAUCAUCUCCCAGCAGGUCUCCGGGGCCGCAGCAAAGGCUAUCAAGGCCCGCUUCAUCAACCUCUUCGACCCGUCAGCCGCCGCCGACGCCACGACCACCACCGCGACCAACAAGUUCCCAACGCCCUCGCAGGUCGCGGCCGCCAGCAUCGAGAGCCUCCGGUCCGCGGGGCUGUCGCAGCGCAAGGCCGAGUACAUCCAGGGGCUUGCGGCCAAGUUCGCCGCGGGCGAGCUCACCGCGACGUGGCUCGCGGACGCCCCCUACGAGGAGGUGCUGGAGAGGCUCAUCGCGGUGCGGGGCCUGGGCCGCUGGAGUGUCGAGAUGUUUGCGUGCUUCGGGCUGAAGCGCAUGGAUGUCUUCAGCACUGGCGACCUCGGGGUGCAGCGCGGCAUGGCUGCGUUCGCGGGCCGCGAUGUGUCCAAGCUCAAGGCCAAGGGCGGCGGCAACAAGUGGAAGUACAUGUCCGAGAAAGAGAUGGUGGAUAUGGCGGCGCCGUUUAGUCCGUAUAGGAGUCUGUUCAUGUGGUAUAUGUGGAGGGUCGAGGAGACGGAUGUUAGUACGCUGGAAUGA